Molecule: messenger RNA, 5565 nt
Organism: Psammomys obesus (fat sand rat)
Lineage: Eukaryota; Metazoa; Chordata; Mammalia; Rodentia; Muridae
Gene: Fem1c
Product: fem-1 homolog C
Exons: 3
Coding region: 489-2342 (617 amino acids)
Molecular function (GO): protein binding
Source: RefSeq, a predicted model, not a curated record
GACUGCGGCGUCAGUAAUGUGAGGCAGUGCACUGGCUUGUCCGGCCCCGGGCCCUGCAGCCCAUUACACCAUCCGCCGCGGCAGGCAGUGCAUCGCGAACGGCCUGGGAGGGCGGGUGCAGACAGCUCCGCGGGGCGGGGCGGAGCGAGCAGCGCGGCCGGAUUCAUUCCUGUGGGGCGCGGGGCAUGGAGGAGCUGUGCGGCCGCUGGCGGAGCGGUACACGGGCGACGGGGACAACGGUUUCCAUUUGAAGGGGCGGCCCGAGCCGGAGCAGCGGCCGGUGGGAGGACCAGCCCCGGGGCAGUGUGCUUUUCUGCUUCUCCGAUGUUGGAUAAUGCGGUAGGACAGAACACACUCGGUGGUUUUAUAUGCGUUCUUGGGCGCAGUGACUAACUUUGGACUUUGGCUCUUGUAACUUGCCUUGGUGGAGAGUUAAGCUGGAGCUCUGCUUUGAAGGAUAAAUAAAGCUUAGCCUCGACUGGACAUAAAUGGAUCUAAAGACGGCCGUCUUCAACGCAGCGCGCGAUGGCAAACUCCGGCUCCUCACCAAGUUGCUGGCAAGCAAAUCGAAAGAGGAGGUUUCCUCCUUGAUCUCAGAAAAAACAAAUGGGGCCACACCACUCUUGAUGGCUGCUAGAUAUGGACACCUCGACAUGGUGGAAUUCCUUCUAGAGCACUGCAGUGCUUCCAUAGAGGUCGGGGGCUCGGUCAAUUUCGACGGGGAAACCAUCGAGGGGGCCCCCCCUUUAUGGGCCGCUUCUGCCGCAGGACAUCUGAAGGUUGUCCAGUCUUUGUUAAAUCAUGGAGCGUCAGUCAACAACACGACUUUGACCAACUCAACUCCACUUCGAGCUGCGUGCUUCGAUGGCCAUUUGGAAAUAGUGAAGUACCUUGUGGAACACAAAGCUGAUUUGGAAGUGUCUAACCGACAUGGGCAUACAUGCUUGAUGAUUUCAUGCUACAAAGGACACAAAGAGAUUGCUCAGUAUUUACUUGAAAAGGGGGCAGAUGUUAAUAGAAAAAGUGUUAAAGGUAACACUGCAUUGCACGAUUGCGCAGAGUCUGGAAGCUUGGACAUCAUGAAGAUGCUGCUUAUGUAUUGUGCCAAGAUGGAAAAAGAUGGCUACGGAAUGACUCCUCUUCUCUCAGCAAGUGUGACUGGUCACACCAAUAUUGUGGAUUUUCUUACCCACCAUGCUCAGACCAGCAAGACAGAACGUAUUAAUGCUUUAGAGCUUCUGGGAGCUACAUUUGUAGAUAAAAAAAGAGACUUACUUGGAGCUCUGAAAUACUGGAAAAAGGCAAUGAACAUGAGGUACAGUGAUAGGACUAAUAUAAUUAGUAAACCAGUUCCACAGACACUAAUAAUGGCUUAUGAUUAUGCCAAGGAGGUAAACAGUGCAGAAGAGUUAGAAGGUCUUAUUGCUGAUCCUGAUGAGAUGAGAAUGCAAGCUCUAUUAAUUAGAGAACGCAUUCUUGGUCCUUCUCAUCCCGAUACCUCUUACUACAUUAGAUAUAGGGGUGCUGUCUACGCCGACUCUGGAAAUUUUAAGCGAUGCAUCAACCUAUGGAAGUAUGCUUUGGAUAUGCAGCAGAGCAAUUUGGACCCUUUAAGCCCAAUGACUGCCAGCAGCUUACUGUCAUUUGCAGAACUGUUCUCCUUUAUGCUACAAGACAGGGCUAAAGGCUUGCUGGGUACUACUGUUACAUUUGAUGAUCUCAUGGGCAUACUGUGUAAAAGUGUCCUUGAAAUUGAGCGAGCUAUCAAACAGACUCAGUGUCCAGCCGACCCAUUGCAGUUAAAUAAGGCUCUUUCCAUCAUUUUGCACUUAAUUUGCUUAUUAGAAAAAGUUCCUUGUACUCUAGAACAAGACCAUUUCAAAAAGCAGACCAUCUACAGGUUUCUUAAGCUGCAUCCAAGAGGAAAGAAUAACUUCAGCCCUCUGCAUCUGGCUGUGGACAAGAAUACUACAUGUGUAGGGCGGUACCCUGUUUGUAAAUUUCCAUCUCUGCAAGUUACUGCGAUCCUGAUAGAAUGUGGUGCUGAUGUGAACGUCAGAGACUCUGAUGACAAUGGUCCCCUACAUAUCGCUGCUUUGAACAACCAUCCAGACAUCAUGAAUCUCCUUAUUAAAUCAGGUGCACAUUUUGAUGCCACAAACUUACACAAACAAACUGCUAGUGACUUGCUGGACGAGAAGGAGAUAGCUAAAAAUUUGAUCCAGCCCAUAAAUCAUACCACAUUGCAGUGUCUCGCUGCUCGUGUCAUCGUGAAUCAUAGAAUAUAUUAUAAAGGGAAUAUCCCAGAAAAGCUAGAGACCUUUGUUUCACUUCAUAGAUGAUAAUGCGACUGUACUUCAGCACUGGUAAAGCACGAUUGGUAACAGUUGUUUCAUAAAUGAGCACUGUUGGGAUGACACCAGCAUUCAUUUAGCUUGAUAUCAUUGUGCUCUCAUUGGCUAAAGCAUUGUAAGCAUCAACUCUUCAGGAUUGGUUUCCCAGUAUUUAAUAUAAAUAUACCGUAUAAUAUAUUGUUUGUGAAUUAUUGAGAAAUGUAAUGUCAUAUUCAAAUUUCUAAAAUUGUCUGCCAAAGGCCAUUCUGAUUUUAUUUGCUGUUGGGUGUUUGGGACAGAGUUAACUGUUUUUCAGUGAUGUCUUUAUACUUUACUAGUUUGUGAAUUUUAUACAAUUGAAAGUCGUCCUUCCCUGGCUCCUAUUUCUUCUGUCUUCAAGUUUUGCCCGUAUCCACUUUUUUUCUCCCUAACCAUUUCUGCUACAGGGUUCCUGAACCUUUGGAUCCAUGCUAGAUCAUAGACCUUAUGGACUUGUUCACCAUUUGCAGUUACCAUAAGUGCUUUAUCUUCUCUAUGCACCGGCUUAAACUGGACUGUUGUGUGUUGGCAUAUUCUCUAUGCAGCAGUGGUCAGCUUCAACUCAAACCACUGUUUUCUUAUGUUAAGAAGUUCAUUUCACAGAAGUACUCUUAGAGCAUGUCAGUUUCUAGAGUUGCCGGUAAGCUGUUUGAACUCAAGCUUUUAAAAAUUUUAUGUUUUAUUUUGGUUUUGCUUUGUAUCUUCACAUCUGAGAUUUUUUUCUUCAGUCCACAGUUUUUUAUGCUAAAUUUGGGAAACAAAUCUAUUACAACUCAUUAACCCAGUUGAAGAAAUUUAGGUCUGUCAUCUUAGUAUAUCAUGCAGUAAAGGAAGAUCUUUCUAGAGUGACCUGCCUUUCAUACUGCUCCAGCGUUGUCCUGCUUGUGCUGAUGGUGUGACUAGGUAUAGAGAAUUUGCUUCAAUUUAACCUCAGAAUUUAUCACACAGCUUAAUGAGUCACAUUGAGCUCUUCAGUCAUUGAACUGCAGACCACUUUUAGUCACAAAAAGGCUAAAGCAUGUCAGUGGCAUGAUGCUUGCCAAGCCAGAUCUAAGCAUCUAAGAUAAUUAAGGUAUUUUAGUAUGCAAUUUACUGCCAUAGUAUCAAAGGUCAAUAACAGUGUUCUUUCUUUCUUCAAGUUUAUGUAUAUCUUUUAAAGAUAACGUGCAUGAAUUACUUUGAUCUCAAUUAUUUGUUGCCCUAUUAAACACAAAAGAUUGCACAGUGAUUUCUGUCCCCUUAAUGAAAGCGCCUCCCUCUCUUCUUUCCCCUCUCUGCCACCAUCCCUCCUCCCAGCAACCCUGCUCCUUUUAUUUUUCCCCCAUCUUAGAUUUGUUAAUGCUGCAGAAAGGGCUCUUUUGACUUAAGAAAAGAGAAGUGAAAAUUAAAAGGAUUCAAAUAAUCACUCAGCACUUUGCCAUUACUCAGUAGGAUUUACAGUGAAUGGUACAUUGCCCUGCAGAUGUCAGAGAAAUUGUUCUGAAUGACAUGCUCCUUACUGAUUCUAGAAAAAAAGUCAGUCACCUGUGAACUUCCUCAUCUGGGUCCCUUGGAUUUAGGGGAUGACAUUUUAUUCUGAGGGUUAAUGUAAUGCUAUUUAAAGAAUUGUAAUUGCAAACAGUCACAUUCAUCUUCAGUAAAAAAUUGUAAUGGGUAGUAAAUAAAGAACAUUAGACUUUUUCAUUAAACAAUUGAAGUUUAAUUCUUUAAAAGGUAUCCUUACUCAUUUUACUACAUUUUAAAUUACAUUUUACCAUUGGAAACAGAUUAGUUAUCAAUGGGCUCUAUAAAUCCUUUGAUGAAGAGGUUUUGCUAUGUUUUACUUACUCUGGACAAGUCUGAUAAAAUAUUUGAGCUGCUAUAUGUAAGAAUAAUAUGUCAUUUAGACAGUCUAGAAAUAGCAAGCAAUACUUUGAAAUCAUCUGCCUCUUGGUGGUAAGAAAAGAAAACUUGCCAUUUUAGUGAAUCAUUGGUUGAUCUCACUUUUUGGGUAAAAGAUGAAAAUUUGAUUUUAAGGAGUUUAAUAUCUGCCUCUCCACUUUUCCCAGAAGAAUCUGGCUUACAUGUUCUUAGAGCAAGGCACAACACUGUUUUACAGGUGGGCUAGAAUUGCAUAACCCUUUAUGAAAUAAGGAUGUCUUUCCAUAGUGGCUUCCUUCACUAAAAGUAGAAAACUUAAAACUGGUUUUUAGUCUUGAAAAAUGCAGUGCUAUAUUGCAUCAGGAUGCGGCUCUCCCUUUUCUGUUUACCCUCUCUAGAAAUGCCAUUGGCAGCUCUUAAAAAUCAGUUACGUAGCUCAAAAUUAGCCAUGAUUUUAUUUUAGAGUAAGUUGGUUCAGGAGUGCAACCUCAGAUAACUGUCACGGCUUUUAUCAGAAAAUUGUAAGACUGAGUAAAAUAAAAUUAAGUUUGUAAGUUGGUUUUUAUCUACAGUGAGGAAAUGAUCUAAUUGUACUUAUUUGAAUCAAACUAAACUGGACCCUGUAGCAUGCUAGUAUUGGCUGGAAUUAAUGUUCAGGUCUCAACAAUGUUUCUCCAGAAAUGCCUCUGAAUUUUAGUUGUUCCAUAAUGUUGAUCAUUUCUGUAAAAGAAGUGGUUAUUUUAUUCAGAUACCAGUCUACUUUCCAAAGGGAAAUGAAUUAAUAGGUUUUAAAAUGUCAUUUUUUUUUCUUGUCCUUAAGUCUGACAAGCAUAAGCCCAGAACAGCAAGAUAACCUGGUGCCCUUGAUGAUUUUGAAUUUAAAUGAUUACUCAUUUGCAAAGAAGGAAUUUGUAAUAUUUUUUUAAACCCCUUUACAAUAAGUUGAGAAAUUGUUUAGGUUGUAUUUGGAAAUUUAGCUUCUUGAAAUCAAAUUGCCCAGCAAAGCCCUCAGCUGAAUGCAUGGUGUGUUAACCCCUGUAAGUAGUUCCCGGCAGGGCCUGGGUGGGGAACGCAGUCUUAACCAUGGCCAGCAAGCACUGUGGCUCAGAACUUGAACCACUUUAUAGUUAGAUACUAAAGAAACUUGAAUUGCUUGUCAUCUUUUUUCAUUUUUUCCCCUUAUGUAUCACUAAACUAGUUUCUCUUCCUUUUGUUCAUUCCCAUUGUGUAUCUUAAAAGAAGUACUGUAUUCAGAUGCCAGCCAAUAAAUUGUCUCAAAUGGAAAAAUACGCCACAGCAUUGUAAGGUUUAAUAAAAUUAAGUUUGCACCAGA